AUGUCAGACGUCUCCAGCGAGGAAGUAUAUUUAGAAGAAGCUAGUUUAUGGCAAGAAAAUGUUAGGUCUUUAGUGGCAGGUGGUGUUGGGGGUGUUUGUGCUGUACUGACGGGUCAUCCGUUCGAUUUAGUCAAGGUUCGUUUACAGAAUAAUCAAGCUAGCUCUACUGUCGAUGCUAUUAAAAAAAUUCUUAUUGAUGUUCAGGUCCAAAAUCGUAUCAAAUUCAAUCCAAUAAACUAUUUUAAAGGUUUUUAUAAAGGUGUCAUACCGCCACUGGUCGGUGUGACUCCAAUUUUCGCUGUCUCCUUUUGGGGCUACGAUGUAGGUAAAAAAAUUGUCUCUUAUACAGCAGAUUCAUCAAAUUCAAAUAACUCGUUGUCCAAUCCCCAGUUAGCAAUGGCUGGGUUCUUGAGCGCUAUACCAACUACUUUAGUGACCGCUCCAACGGAAAGAAUUAAAGUUGUGUUGCAAACACAACAGCCCGGUGUUAAAAAUUCCUCCAUGAUCUCGGCGGCUACAAGGAUAGUGAAAGAAGGAGGAGUUAAAUCAUUAUUUAAAGGUUCAUUAGCGACCUUGGCAAGGGAUGGUCCUGGUUCGGCAUUGUAUUUUGGUUCUUACGAAGUGUCAAAGAAAUUUUUGAACUCAAGAAGUUCAAAUAACAACGCAAAUGGAGAUGAAGUUAAUUUAUUAAACGUUUGUUUAAGUGGUGGUAUUGCGGGCAUGUCCAUGUGGGUAGUGGUUUUCCCAAUUGAUACAAUAAAGACCAAGUUACAAGCAGGCUCGACGAAAACGCUGAACGGAGGAAGGGUUAAUAUGGUCUCUGUUGCAAAAGAAAUUUACUUUACGAAAGGAGGAUUGAAAGGAUUCUUCCCCGGUAUCGGACCUGCCCUUUUAAGAUCAUUCCCCGCAAAUGCUGCAACAUUCUUAGGUGUCGAGUUAACUCAUUCAUUAAUUAAAAACUACAAUCUGUAG
Molecule: messenger RNA, 972 nt
Organism: Tetrapisispora phaffii CBS 4417
Lineage: Eukaryota; Fungi; Ascomycota; Saccharomycetes; Saccharomycetales; Saccharomycetaceae
Gene: CRC1
Product: carnitine:acyl carnitine antiporter
Exons: 1
Coding region: 1-972 (323 amino acids)
Biological process (GO): carnitine transmembrane transport; mitochondrial transport
Cellular component (GO): mitochondrial envelope
Molecular function (GO): O-acyl-L-carnitine transmembrane transporter activity
Source: RefSeq, a predicted model, not a curated record